Molecule: messenger RNA, 1996 nt
Organism: Dothidotthia symphoricarpi CBS 119687
Lineage: Eukaryota; Fungi; Ascomycota; Dothideomycetes; Pleosporales; Dothidotthiaceae
Exons: 1
Coding region: 19-1689 (556 amino acids)
Biological process (GO): ubiquitin-dependent endocytosis
Cellular component (GO): cytoplasm; plasma membrane; cytosol
Molecular function (GO): ubiquitin protein ligase binding; protein-macromolecule adaptor activity
Source: RefSeq, a predicted model, not a curated record
GCCUUCGGUCGUUACUCGAUGGCAUCAUGUCGAAAGUGCACGAGGCACCCAGUCAUCGAGUUUCUCUCAGGUAAAAGUUCAAAACGCUCUGGGAAUAAAGACCUCCUUCACCCCAGCACCUUCGCUUCUUUGUACAGCCCAUCGGAACAUGUUUCUGCCUCAAGAACAUCUACAUCAACUAAAUUCGCACAAGAUCAAUUCCUGAAGCCGUUGUUCCUAUUCCACCUGCAUAUCGCUUCUCCGGACCUGCCUCGCAUCGCCAUUGGAUCCUGCUUAUCAUCCCACGCCCAAAAGCAGACUCAUCCACUGACCUUAUCGGACGUCAGCCCUACCCCAGAUUCUAUAUUCGUUAUGCCCGGUCGACUGCUUUCGACCCUUGUCAGAGUGACGCCUACGCCAUUGGUUAAGUCGGAACAUCCCAAGGCACAUCAGCAAUCCCUAUUUCCGCCAGUCUACUCGCUCGCCCCACCAGUCAAAGAGAAGGCAAAAUCCCAAGAGUCUUUGGUCAUGGAUAUUUUCAGACGCCACAACCAGGACAAACAUGUCGAGAGCAAGAAGAGCCCCAAAGUGGAGGCUCAGAUGGCCGCCUCCAUGAAGAUGAACGUCGAGUCGCCACCCAUCGUCUUCUACAGCAGCCCGCAAACGUCAACCGGAGCUAUUUUCUCUGGUCAACUCGCCAUCGACGUUCACGAGCCAUACGUCACCAUCAACAAAUUCGAAAUGCGCUUGCUUGCCGUUAUUACAACGAAAAAGCCUGUGGCUCCACAUUGCCCAGACUGCACCACUCAAACCACUGACAUUCACACGUGGGAAUUUUUGACACAUCCUGCGUCUCUACGUCAUGGUCUGCAUAGCUACCCAUUCAGUCACUUGUUGCCGGGACAUUUGCCCGCCACUACACAUGGCAGUCUUGCAACACUAGACUACUAUCUAUCGGCUGUGGCUACAACCUCUACCGGCGAGAAGAUCACUUACAAAUGUGGCUUGGACGUCAAGCGUGCCAUCUUCCCUGGAAAUGAGAAACACUCCAUCCGCAUCUUCCCUCCUACGAACCUGACUGCCGCAGUGAAACUGCCACCGGUCAUCCACCCUAUCGGCGACUUCCCUAUUGAGAUGCGUCUAUCUGGUAUUGUCCAGAACAAAAACGACUCCCAGACUCGAUGGAGACUGCGAAAGCUUAACUGGCGCAUUGAGGAGACUCAGAAAUUCAUCUCACCAGCAUGCUCCAAGCAUGCCCAGAAAGUCGGGGGUGAGGGCAAAGGUGUCCUCCACGAAGACGUUCGUGCGAUUGCUAGUGAGGAGGUGAAGACCGGUUGGAAGACAGAUUUCGAGCGAGGCGAGAUUGACAUAGAAUUCAAUGCCGCCUGCAACGUCGCACUGAAACCUCUCUGCGACGUAGACAGCCAAAACGGCCUCAGUAUACGUCACAACCUGGUCAUCGAGAUGGUCGUUGCCGAAGAGUGGGCGCCACUAAAGAAGCUCAGCCAAGCAACACCGACCGGUGCAGCACGCGUUCUGCGAACGCAGUUCCAUCUCGUUCUCACUGAGCGCUCCGGAAUGGGCAUUGCGUGGGAUGAAGAGCAGCCCCCCGUCUAUGAGGACGUACCUGCUAGCCCGCCCACCUAUGUUAUGGAUUGCGAACCAAUCUCUGGAUCUUCCUCUCGCUCAUCCAGCUUCAGUCUUGCGUAAACCUGUACCAUUGUUUCUUUGCUCUUCUUCGAUUCCUUACAGAUCUUCUUCAGCAACCUAUUCGAUCGAGUUUCAUCGAGUGUUUUUGGCGGAAGGCGUAGGAUAUACCCAUUUGCUUUAUACCAGAAUCUUGCACGAGCAAUGUUCUAGGCGUUGUUUAUUGUUUUAUCACCAACCCUACGCAUGCAGCAAGGUGUUAUUGGUCUAGGGCGGUACUCCAUCCUGCAUUGCAGCGAUGUCGAUAGUCGUUUAGUUCAUCAUAAAAAGUCAUUCAGCAUUUCAGGUCAGAUAUCAGUAUAUAGUAAGC